Leptopilina heterotoma is the source of this 3942-nucleotide messenger RNA. RefSeq lists its product as uncharacterized. Bases 773 to 2470 code for a protein of 565 amino acids. The record is from RefSeq and is a predicted model, not a curated record. The transcript has 8 exons. NCBI's taxonomy places the organism in Eukaryota, Metazoa, Arthropoda, Insecta, Hymenoptera, Figitidae.
GGUAACAGAAGACUUCUUCCAAAUGGGGCGCACUUCGAAAGGCAGUCGCGAUCAGGCAAGGUGUGGCGAGGUUCCCGCGAGUUUUGUUUCGUCAUUUUCUAUCAUGGACUUUCUUGUUUAAACUUAAUAUUCCAGGACUCAAAACUUUCAAGUGUGGUGGUGCUUUCGGAUUUUAUUUCUUCUGUGUGACUGAACUUGAAAUUUUGUGGUUUAAAAAGAGGGGAAAAAAGUCCUCGUUUUAAAGAACUCGAGGUUAUUGUUUAGAGAAACUGUAAUUUUCUUCGAGAAACGUGAAACUUGAUAUUGACAUUCUUAUUUAGAUGGAAAAAUGUAGUUUGAUGACUCUAAAAUUUUGUUGUCUCUUUAAAAUUUCGCGUGUCUUUAAAUUUUAGUAUUUUUUAAAUUUCGCUCUAAAUUAAUCAGAUUUAAAUUCAUCUUUCUAGUUUAACUCCGAAAAAAGUGAGAGACGUUUUGAAAAUUGAACUUGGCGAGAUUGACUUUUUCAAUUUCGCACAAAGUGGAUUGAACUUUAUAAAAGGAACUUGGCAGGUGAUCUUGGAAUUAUUGGAGUGAAAUACGUAUUUUGGUUUCGACGAUUUUAUUUUGUUUUUGUUGUAUUAGUCUAGUGAAUGAAGAUUAAUAAUUGUUUAAAAAAAAUUAUUCCUGGAGGAGGAGUGAAUAUAUUUUUAAUUGAGAAAAUUGAUAACGAUAUUUCGAAUGCAGUUGCAAUUGCAACUGGAAGACGUGCAGCAAACCGAGCAUUCUGUGAGUGAUGGCGCUACGUCUGAGAGGAAGUAAAGAUGUCAAGAAAAGCUCGUAUUACGUAUGGUAUUUGGGGGCGAGGGAAGCAAAAGGAGUUGAUGCCAUGCCAAGUGCCAUAGAUUAUCUCUUGGAACGCGAACGACUUCAAGAACCUUUCAAGGUUACUUUGCAGGUGAGCAGUAAAGGUCUGAAGAUAAUUCAGACUGUACAUCAUCCGGCAGCAUCCUCGAGAUCGGCUCUGAAACAUUUGGUGCCAGGCCAUGCAGUUUUGGCCACAGUUCAACGUGAAGAUGUUGUGGCCGCAACUCUUCUUCUACCCAAUCCAGCGUCCAAUAAUCCAGUUCACGUUCAUGCUUACAGAUGUGAUUCAGUGGAAACUGCAGAAUUGCUAGGAGGGCAAUUGAAGGCUCUGGCUUCACACUCAGAUAAUUUAGCGAGGAUUGCAUCAACUGAAAGUAGAAUUCGCAGUAAUCUAGGUAGCGAUGGAAGGAGCACAAGGGAAUCUGAGUCUUCGGAAGGCAGUGGCGAACUUCGAAAUAUUCCAGUUCAAGCAACAUCUAUUUACGAAUCGCUCGCGGCCGAAUUAAGAGCAAAAUUAGGGAGAGGAAAUUCGGCUGACAAUACUGGUCCCAUUCUUUUGCCACCUCGCGAUUACGACACAGUUCACAGACAGCGUGGUAAUCUUCUAGGAAUUGAGUUCAGGCGAUGUCUAAACCAAAACAUCGUAGGAGGUAACACUGUCAUUGAAAGAGGUGGGACGAGAAGUGCCGCGAGCAGUGGAAUUGGCUCUGAUAGCGCAGCGACACCUCCACCUUAUCAAUCUCAUCAUCCUCUAGGACCAAGGCCAUCAAGACCGUCCAGGGAUUCAUCUUCCGAUGACGAUUGGGGUGGUCCAGCGGAUGAUCAAGAUUAUAUUCCAGAACGUGAAACCUCAAAUCUCACUCUACCGCGAAUAACUCGAAGUCCAGAAAGAGUUUCGAUCCCGAGAGGCGUUUCUCCGGCUUCCCACAGGAAUCGUAAACCGCCAGAACACAGGCAAAGAUCUCCCAGUCCACAAUAUCAACAUCGAAUCAAUCCCGGAGAAAUAACGAGUCCAAGGGAGAGAUUCCAGGAUGCCAAGGAAAUGUUCAGGGCAAUGGAACAGAGAGAAGCCGUUCAAAGACCUGUUGUUUCCAGACAGCGCGAACCUGAAAUCCAUAUGCACAGGUUGGACAUGACGAGGCAAGCCCACGGGGACAGAAUGAGCAGGCAAUUUGUUCCUACUUCCGCACCAAUUCACGAACAUUUGAUCAGGCGAAGUCAUCCCGAACUAUUAGCCCGUGAGAAUGAUGUCUCGUGCAAAGCCAAACCGAGACCUAGAACCCUUCAUUAUCCAUUGGCACGUCUACCGGAACCGGAAGUCACAAGAACUCGGCCACGAAGUUCCUACGAGAGUCCCCCUGCCGUGAGGGAACUCAAAGGUCCAAGGAACGUCAUCAACACGAGAGAUAUUAGAGACUUCAGAGAUCGUCAAAUUUCUCGAGAUUUUCGGGAUAAAUUGAGAGUGAGACCAAUGGGGUAUCAGGAAUUGUCUGAGCAUGAAAGAUUUCCAGGAUUAGAUCGAGAGAGCGCGAGACCAGCUUUAGAGAUAAUCCCUUCGGCAGGAAGAUAUCGUCAUAGUUAUGCAGAACCACCGAGACUGGGUCUAGCAGCUCUUCAUCCUUACUAAUAAACAAUUUUCUUUUUAAUUAACAAACGAUGUAUUUAAUUAUAAAAUUAUAUAACCCAAUAUUCUCAACGAAAAAAACAAAUGGCAGUAACGCUGGAAAUGCAAUAAUCGUUGACAUUAAUGAGAAUUUUUAAAAUUCUUCAAAUAACAGAAUUUAUACUUGAAAUGCAAUAGUAAAGAAUUUUAUAUAUUUUUCGAAUUAAACAACAGAAUGUUGCAUAUUUUUCGAACAAAAAGAAUAUUGUAUAUUUGUCGAAUAGAAAAAACAAUUGUUUUUUAACUAUAGUAACAGAAUUCUGUGAGAAAAAUUAAAAAUUUACAGAAUUUUACAAUUUACAUUCUUUAGAAUCGAAUUUGAUUUUGUUAAAACAAUUAAUUUGAAAAGCUGAGGGAUUAAUAGGGAUUAAUUGACGAAACGAUAUUUUAUUCAACGAAAAUGUAUAAUUUAGUGUUUAGAAUUGCUAAAGGAAGACUAUUUCAUAUCGUCUAUUAUUUUUAUAAUGCGGAAAUUGUUGAUAUUUAGGAUAAAUUGUAAUUGUAAAAAAUCGAAGUUAUAUUUGCUCAAAAAAAACCCGACGUCUUCACUGAGGAGAUUUUAAUGAACUUUUUUUCUAAAAAUAUUUUACAAUCAGUAGAAAAAUGUUUUUCAUUUUUCCGAUUGUCAGGUAUUUUUUAAAAUUUAUCAUUAAGAUUUUCCUUCAGCGUAAAAACUGUUAAAGUCUCGGAAUAUAUUUUUUUUAACUGCGAGGAGGACAUUAUUGAACUUGUGAUUGUUAGAUCGAAAAUUUUCGAAACAAUCAUUAAGAUAAUAAAUCACAAAUCACAAAGAUGAUUUUUAAAUUAAUCAGGUCUUCCAGAAAAGAAAAAUACUUAAUGUGAGUAAAAUCGUGAGACAUUUUAUGUAUUUUUUUUUCAAUUAAUGUAAAGCGAAAAUCUUAUAUAAAAUCUACGUGUUAAUUACUAUAAAUUUUAUUCUAGAUUUAGAAUCAUUGAUUUAUAGUCGCAGGUAGUCGAAUUUGCUCACAGGCAACGCUCAAUAAAAAAAAUCGUAAUAUACAUAAUAAGUGAUACUGAGAUAAAGAAGAAAUAGAAACUGAGCAAGCACCUCUUUUGCAGAAACAUGAAAUUAUUUAUUGCGAAAUUGCACUUGUCGAAUAUUAUUAUAGAAGAACUUGCAAUGAAAACUGAGUGUCAGUAACAUGUCAUUUAAACGCAAUCAACGCACAAAGAUGAAAGAAUGAAAAGAAACUCCAAACGAAUAUGAAAAAAAUGUAUUUGGUAGAAAAUUAUGAAUUUCAUUUUUAUUCGUAACUUGCAAUUGAGAUGAGGAAUUUUUCCCCGGGGUUUGAAGUUUCAGAGGUGAAAUGACACCUUGUUGUCAGGGUUAUUAGUUUCUGAUGUAUUACUGUAUAUGAAAAGAGACUAACGACAAUAAUAACAAUAAAUAACAUUAAUAUUUGCAGCUUCUUAAA